Daphnia pulex (common water flea) is the source of this 2904-nucleotide messenger RNA. Its product is annotated as sodium/calcium exchanger 3-like. Bases 229 to 2715 code for a protein of 828 amino acids. NCBI's taxonomy places the organism in Eukaryota, Metazoa, Arthropoda, Branchiopoda, Diplostraca, Daphniidae. Gene Ontology annotation, biological process: calcium ion transport; cell communication; transmembrane transport. Gene Ontology annotation, cellular component: membrane. The transcript is spliced from 22 exons. The record is from RefSeq and is a predicted model, not a curated record. Gene Ontology annotation, molecular function: calcium:sodium antiporter activity.
AGCGGGCCCAGAUUGCCGACGUUGUUACUAUAUUUACUGUGCUGACAGCACAUACCAGCACAAUCGCGAUUGUUGCCAAAUUCCGGAUUAUUUGAAUCGUGAUUGUUUUAGAUACAAAUACAGUUCUGUGUGUGUGUGUUUUAUUUUUAAAUUACUCAAGGAUAUCGUUUUCAUUGCCAGAUUGGAUAACCGACACCCAGCCAAAGUGUAGUGCCAAAUUCCUAGGAAAUGACGAAAAAUAAUGGGACGCUGGAUGAGUACAGCUGCUCGAGCGGUUUGAUUUUGCCGCUGAUCAACGAGUUUACGUGGUCGAUUGAAAUGAGAGCCUUUCUCUAUUUCUUCGGCCUCCUCUAUUGUUUUAUGGGCGUCGCCAUCAUCGCCGAGAUCUUCAUGGGCGCCAUUGAGAAAAUCACGGCCACCACUCGCAAGGUUUAUUUGUCGAGGGGCGUCGAUCAGGAACCCACGUUUAUAGAAGUCAACAUCUGGAACGACACGGUGGCCAAUUUGACAUUGAUGGCGCUAGGCUCGUCAGCCCCUGAAAUCCUGCUUUCCAUUAUUGAGAUUGUCGGUAACAAUUUCGAGUCGGGAGCGUUGGGACCGGGUACAAUUGUCGGUUCGGCCGCUUUCAAUCUCAUGUGCAUCAGUGCUGUUUGCAUUGUCGCCAUUCCCGGCGUCGAAACGCGAAAAAUCAAAGGACUGCGGGUAUUCGCCAUCACCGCCGUGUUCAGCAUUUUGGCUUACCUGUGGCUGAUUUUCGUCCUGGUGGGAGUCAGCCGAAAUGUGGUAGAAGUCUGGGAGGCCGUCGUCACUUUCCUCCUUUUCCCGCUCCUGGUUGGACUGGCUUACUGGGCCGACAAAGGAUUUCCGCUAUGCUGGAAAAAGCCAAGCACCAUCAGCGUCACGGCCGCCAACGGCAAAGAGAUUGAGCUGGCCUCAAUCAACUCCGGAGAAAUUGAGGCCAUGAUGGUGGACGGACCUGUUCUCACCAAAGACGGAAAAAUGGACCCCGACGAGUUGGCCAAAUGGGUCCGGCAAGCCACACAUUUGGGCCUCACCGGGGAAGAUGCUGCCAAAUUGGCCGCAUACAAGUUAAUUAUGACUAAACAUCAUUCCCACGCCUGGUACCGGAUCGGAGCCACCCGAGUGUUCACCGGAAGUAAGAAAGUCAAGCCUCAGCUGAGCAUCAAACUCCAAGAGGUUUAUGAUGCCAUCAACGAACAUCCGGACACUGAAAAUCUGAGUCCUUUCGUCGAAAAAGUAUCAAAGGACAAAGCCAUUGUCGAAUUCCACGCCAUCGCUUGCGCAGUGUCUGAAAACGUUGGAAAAUUCCCCGUUCGAAUUAUCCGCCACGGGGAGACGGACACUUUGGUGUGUGUCAGGGUAGAAACAGUUGACGGCAGUGCAGUUUCGGGUGAAGAUUUCGUGGCGGUCGACCAAGUCAUCGAGUUCCAGCCCAAAGAAGUCGUGAAAGAAAUUAUGAUUGAAAUUGUGGACGACGACCAGUACGAGCCCGACGAACAAUUCUACCUCAAAUUGAGUUUAAGUCACAAUUUAUCGUACAAACACAAGGAAGUGGCACUGGGUCGCAUUUCCAUCAUGGAAGUGACAAUCCUGAACGACGAUGAACCCGGCACCAUCACUUUCGAGGAGAGAGGCAUCCUGGUCAAGGAAUCGGUGGGCGUGGCCCAAAUUCCAGUCUUACGUAAAAGCGGCUCCGACGGCGAAGUGAGCAUCCGCUGGCGCACAAUAGACAAGAAAGCCCUGAGUGGCAGGGACUUUGAAGGAGGUGAGGGCGUGCUGGAAUUCAGGAACGCAGAGGCCAAACGUUUUAUUGAAAUUCCAAUUUCGAAUGACAUGGAGACCCAGAUGAAAGACGAAUGCUUCGAAGUCGAAUUGUACGAUCCUUCCGGCGGAGCCGUUUUGGGACCCAUCACCAAAUUGGCUGUGACCAUCACCAACGACGAAGAUUUCAAUGCGGUGAUGGACCGUCUGGCGGAAAUGACUUCCGCCAAUGUAGAUUCGAUGGUUGUGCAUCACAACGAUUGGACCAGUCAGAUCAAAGAUGCAAUGAACGUGAACGGUGGCGAUAUUGAAAACGCCACAAAUUCAGACUACGUGAUGCACUUUUUGACGUUCGGAUGGAAGCUUCUUUUUGCGUUGGUUCCACCGGCUGGAAUUUGGGGCGGAUGGCUAUCGUUCUUUGUUUCGCUAGGUGUCAUUGGUUUGCUCACCGCCAUUGUUGGAGACCUGGCCGGAAUUUUCGGAUGCCUCAUCGGACUCGAUGACGCCGUUACCGCCAUCACAUUUGUGGCGUUGGGGACAUCCCUUCCGGAUCUGUUUGCAAGCCGAGCCGCCGCCAUGAACGAGAAAUAUGCCGACAAUGCCAUCGGAAACGUGACGGGAAGUAAUUCCGUCAACGUCUUUCUUGGUCUGGGUUUACCUUGGCUUAUCGCCAGCAUCUACCACACGUCAAUGGGCGGAGAAUUCAAGGUGGAAGCCGGAAGCCUGGGAUUUUCAAUUACCAUUUUCACCAUCACAGCUGUUUUGUCGCUAGGACUGCUGGUAACGCGGAGACUAUCAUCUGCUUGUGGUCGUGGAGAAUUGGGAGGACCUCUUGGUACCCGUUACGCUUCUGCCAUCUUUUUAGUAGUGCUUUGGUUGACUUAUAUCAUUCUCUCGUCUCUGGAGACUUAUGGGCACAUUCCAGGCUUUUAAAACAAAUCAACCAAAUUUGCGUGAAAAUGAAUUAACACUGCCAAAUUGCCAAACGUGCUGAUGCCUGUUUUGAAAGGAUUUAUUGUUUAGACUGUGUUUUACAGACUCGCCAAUCAAUAUCUUCCUCAAGUUGUUUUUAGCCAACAAACCAUCACUGUAAAAUUAAGAAAAAAAUUUAUUUAAUGUUAA